Selaginella moellendorffii is the source of this 1384-nucleotide messenger RNA. RefSeq names its product signal recognition particle 43 kDa protein, chloroplastic. Gene Ontology annotation, cellular component: pericentric heterochromatin. Gene Ontology annotation, molecular function: chromatin binding. The record is from RefSeq and is a predicted model, not a curated record. Lineage: Eukaryota; Viridiplantae; Streptophyta; Lycopodiopsida; Selaginellales; Selaginellaceae. Gene Ontology annotation, biological process: negative regulation of transcription by RNA polymerase II; chromatin organization. The transcript has a single exon. The coding region runs from base 209 to 1294 and encodes 361 amino acids.
AUUGCCUUUCUUCAUUGGGUGAGACGCUAUAAACUUCUCAAGCAGCGACUGGGCAUCUAGGUAACCUAAGGGCUGGCGUGGCAUCCUUAGCCACGUGGCGAGUUUCUAAUGGCCUUUGCUCCGAAAAACAUUAUCCAUGGGUGCGCGCUUGGCGAUGGGCGAUCGAUGUCGGCGAGCCGGAGAAGCGCAGGGGUAAGAUCUGAAGAGAAUGGCAGGCGUCAGUCUAGGUCUUUCAGCAGCGACACUAAGAGCUGCGCUCCCUGGAAUUGGGACUGCUCAGCUCGCCGUCCCCAGCAGGUUCUCGCUGCCGCGAUUGCCCAGGACAAGGUUGAGGUGUGUUCAAGAGAAACCAGCCGUCCAAGCAGAGGAAGCGCUUGCUAUCGGGAAAGACAACGGGAGCUUGGCGGCUCCUCACGAGAACUUUGGAGAGGUGAACAGGAUCUUGGGAAGCAGGGUAGUGAACCGCGAGAUGCAGUACCUGAUCGAGUGGAAGGACGAUCAUCCGGACACAUGGGAGCCGGCCGAGAACAUUGCCGGCGACGUCUUGUCCGAGUACGUGACUCCGUGGUGGCAGGGCGCGAAGAAGGCGGACGAAAGCAAACUUAUGGAGCUGCUCGAGGACGAGGGCAGGGACGUUGAUGCCAUCGACGACAACAAGAGGACGGCGCUGCUGUUUGCCGCGGGGCUGGGAUCGGAGAGCUGCGUCAGGAGUUUGAUCGAGGCUGGAGCGGACAUAGACUGGCAGGAUCAAGACGGGUACACAGCGCUUCACAUUGCUGCGGGCUAUGUACACUCGAAUGUAGUCAAGGCCUUGCUGGAGCUGGGGGCCGAUCCGGACGUGGAGGACUCGAAAGGCAGGAGCUCCUUGAAGCUGGCCCAGGAUCUCCUCAACCGGACACCGAAAGCCAAUCCUUUGCAGUUUGCGCGGCGGCUGGCGCUGGACCAAGUGGUGAGGCUCCUGGACGAGGCGUGCUACGAGACGGUGUCCGUGGAUCAGGUGUUGGACAAGCGGAUGGCGGCAGGGAACAAGGUGGAGUACCUGGUCAAGUGGAGCGACGAGACACCCGAUAGCUGGCUCCCGGCGAGUGAGAUCUCGGACGAUUUGAUCAAGGACUACGAGGCCGGGCUCGAGUAUGGGAUUGUCGAGAGGAUCUUGGACAAGCGCGUCCAAGGCGAGAGCAUCGAGUACCUGGUGAAGUGGGCGGAUUCGGACAAGGACUCGUGGGAGCCAAGCGACAACGUGGCGCCUGAGCUCGUGCAAGAGUAUGAGGUUAACCAACGUGCAAAUGAUUGAACUGGGCAAAAACGCUUUUUUUGUUUUGUUCUUUUACCGUGACGAUCACAAACAAAUCUUCACUGAUCAAUAAAUCAAAGCGUCACUCCA